AUGACGAACAAUUUGCUCAGCAUGCACGAUUUAGAACAAAACGGCCUGUGCCUGGACACAAGAAUGAACAUUUUGUAUUCCACGAACCAGACCGCCAAAGCACAUGUUAUUAUGCAUGACUCGUUCCGCUGGCUAUCUUUCCGUCAUAUAGUCUUCCCACCCAAUGUCCCACCGAAACGGUCAAUUCUCUCCUCACAAAACGCGCUUAUCCAUAGACUACUUGGUCAUAUCAAUGUUCAGUCGCUUUACAAAUCCAUUAAGAAUAAAACAUUCCAACACCUCGAACUUUCCGACAUCGACUGGGGCAACCUAGCUCAGUUCCAAUGUGUGGACUGCCUACAAGGCAAAAGUCGUCAACACUCACAUAUCGUUGGUUCCAGGGUUAAACAUCAAGAAAAAUAUUCCAACUUUGAAUACCUACACUCCGAUUUACUCGGACCGAUUUCUUCUCCAAGCACGAACACCAAAGCGUGGUUCAUCUCAUUUACUGAUGAAACCACCAGAUACCGUUGGGUCUACAAAAUAACUGACAAGCGUGACACUACCAUCCUACAUAUCCUAAAAUCAUUGAUUGGCUACAUCCGCAAUCAAUUCAAAGGAAAUGUACUGGCUUUCCAAUUCGACCGGGGCAGUGAGUUUACGAACAACAUCGUCCGCACCUAUCUCGCUGAAAACGGUAUAUCCACAUUAUACACCUCCGUAGGUGACCAUCAAUCAAACGGUGUAGCCGAACGUCUCAACCUAACGUUGAUGAACGACUGCCGCACUCUGCUGAAAACUACCAAUUUACCUUACCACUUAUGGUUCUACGCUGUCCAAUUUGCUACUCUGCUCAGAAACUCAGUUUACAACGACACAUUACAAUCUUCUGCUCGUGCCAAGGCUGGUCUACCCGGAAUUGAUGUCAAAAGCAUCCUUCCAUUUGGUCAACCUGUCAUCGCGCACUUCACGAAGCUUAAAACGAAAUUAAGAUACAGAGGUGAACAAGGAUUUGCACUCGUCCCAUCAGAUAACUCCUGCGGAUACCAUAUCUACAUACCCAAGACCGGUGCGGUGGUUGACAGCACUAACUAUGCUGUUAUUCGAUCAAAUAUCCAAAUAAAUUCCAAAGAAGACUACGAUGACACCAUAUUUGAUGAUGUUAUCGAUAAACUAACCGAUGCUGCUGCCCAGACCACUUCUGACUUCGAUGAUGAAAUGUUAUCACCUCAUCAGCCAACUGAAACAACAACGUUGCCCACUUUUCCAGAUAGUAAUGCUGCUAUGCCAUUGGAUCCUCAUAUCCUUCCUACCGACACGGACACCCUUAGGGUGGUACCUCCUGCGCGCAAUUUACCGGAUGAUGAUCCUGACGCUACUGAUAUUGAACCCAUCACCAAUGAGGACCCUUUAAAUGAGCUCGAUGAAAACAUCAACAUCGAUCCUCAAUUACUAGCAAUUAACCAUGAUGUUCCAUCUACUGAGCAAACAUCACCUUCUGACGCUACCACCGACCAUACGUCGCCUAGUUCCACUUUGGGUGGUAGAUUAAAUGAGGAACAAUCCGCUCUCCUAUCAAGGAUCAAAAGAAAAAGAAUAGAAAAUCAGGAUGAUGAAAGUGAAACUGAGGACGACCCAAAGGAUGCAAAGAAACACAAGUUUAGCAUCAACUAUACUCAGGUAAUUAAAACGAUAACAAAUAAUGUAAACACGAAGAACAGAUCGAUAUUUUACCAUCAAGCCAUACAAUACAACAGGAAUGUGGAGGAAAAUAAACUGUUCACAGAGGCAUACAAUAAAGAAGUCAAUCAGCUGAAAAAGAUGAAUACCUGGGAAGAGAAUGCAAUAGAUAUCUCCGACGUCCCAAAGCAAAACGUUAUAAACGCUAUGUUCAUUUUCACGGUUACGAGAGACGGAACACACAAGUGCAGGUUUGUGGCACGAGGUGACCAACAAGACCCGUUAACAUUCCAGCAAGACCUAAAGUCCAAUACCAUUCAUCAUUACGCCCUGAUGAGUGCAUUAGCUAUGUCCCUUGACAACGGUUAUCAGAUUAUCCAAAUGGAUAUUUCUUCUGCUUACUUGUAUGCAGAUCUAAAGGAAGAUCUAUACAUUCGAACACCCCCACAUUAUGGAAUGUCGAAUAAAGUGUUCAAGCCCAAAAAAUCAUUGUAUGGGCUGAAACAAUCUGGCGCCAACUGGUACCAAAAAAUUAAGGAAUUUCUAAUAACAAAUUGUCAACUUAAGGAAGUACCAGGAUGGCUAUGUGUAUUCCACAAGGAAGAAGACGGUAAAAUAAUUAUAAUAUGUCUAUUCGUGGACGACAUGAUAACCAUGACUAAUAGUAAUGAAUACGCCACAUCUACUAUACUAACUAUCAAGGAGAAAUUUGACACUAAAUUUAUAAACGACGGUAUAGGGAGUGAAGAAAUAAGCUACGAUAUUUUAGGAAUAGAAAUAAAAUACAAAAGAAACCAUUACAUGAAAUUAGGCAUGGAAACAAGCCUAUCCAAGAAGUUACCAGAAUUGGGAAUAAAUCUACAAACAAAAAGAAAAGUUCCUGGUACACCCCACGAAAUCGUGAACGAAGACAAGGACUUGGAAGUGACUCAAGAAGAGUACAAGAAAAAAAUUAAAUGGAUGCAGAAAAUGAUAGGUCUAGCGUCAUAUGUUGCUUACAAAUACAGAUUCGAUCUCCUCUNNNAGUACGUGAACACAUUGGCAAGAUACACAUUGUAUCCAUCUAACCAGGUAAUAAGUCUGACAAAACAGUUAAUACAAUACUUAUGGUGCACAAAGGAAAAACAAUUACUCUGGAAAAAGUCUGAAUUCCAAGAGUUUGACACCAACUACUUAUCGGCUAUAACAGACGCGUCCCUUGCUAACCAAAAAAAUUUAAAAUCCCAAUUUGGAAAUAUCUACCUACUAAACGGAAAAAUUAUAGGAGCAAAAUCUUCCAAAUCAACACUGACUUGUACAUCCUCCACUGAAGCUGAACUAUUUGCUGUGACAGAAUCAAUCCCACGAUUACAAAACAUAAGAUUACUCAUAGAAACCAUAUCUAACCUCCAAGUGAAAUGCCUGAUCAUAAACUAUAAUAUGCCAUGCAUUACAUCUAUCAAAGAAGGAGAUACUUCGAUGGUAAAAGGUAAAUUCUACGGAACAAAGUUACUAAGAACAAAAGAAGAAAUCGACAAUAAUAACUUAAACAUAGAAUACAUUAACACGAAGAAGAAUAUUGCCGAUGUGCUAACGAAACCUUUACCUGUUGCAGACUUUCAAAGAAUAUCUAAGAUGAUAGUAGAUUAA
Messenger RNA from Huiozyma naganishii CBS 8797, 3288 nucleotides. RefSeq lists its product as uncharacterized. Gene Ontology annotation, molecular function: nucleic acid binding. The record is from RefSeq and is a predicted model, not a curated record. Lineage: Eukaryota; Fungi; Ascomycota; Saccharomycetes; Saccharomycetales; Saccharomycetaceae. Gene Ontology annotation, biological process: DNA integration.